GCAGUGUUGAGUGGAGCGAUACCUCAGUGUGAAGAGGAAGGAUGUGAUGGUGGUAGUGGUAGUGAGGGAUGGAGACUAGCAGUAGUGAUAUUGCUGGUGUGGCAAAAAUUCAUUCAAGAAAAGUAUCUACCCUCGCGUUUAAGAUAGUAAAAGAUAUACAGAUAUGUAUAUAUGUUUAUUAAAUCCAUUGGUAGAAAACGUUAUGGGAUGAUAUGCAGUGAAGCUUGGUUUUGUGUGAGAAGAACAGUGUGAGGAAGAUUAAUGCGACAAAACCUAUGAAACACGAGCACGGGAGUUGUGAACAGUGAACCAGUCAGACCCGCUAACUGCAAAUGAGUAAGCAGAGACACGACAAAACUAGUGAAAACCGAACAGUAAAACGAAGGUGAUAGUUGUAAACAGUGAAUUGGUUGUCUCACACUUGUGCACAGUACGAGGCACAGACUUAGGGAUAGUGAACUGAUUAUCGUACUCAGCACACGAGAAGGGGAGCCAUGUGCUUUGAGGCAGUGUGGGCGUGGCUGCGCUCCACCCUAGCGCAAACUGAAGCCAGGUUCCAGUACCGCUUGGACAAGUUUCGUGCGCGGCGGGCUCGGAAGCGAUGGCUGCAUCAGGAACUCAAAGUCACGAGGAACUGCAACCCUUAUGAGCGUGACUGUACUAUCUACAGCAACUACAACCACCUCAUCUACCAGCCCCAGCACCCCUACAUGCCUACCACGUAUAGGACGGAGGACGAGGACGCGCCCCGCGAGUUCUCAGACACGGAGCAGGGUGUGGGCGUGUUGUCGCCGCAGCGGCUCAGUCAACGCCUGAACGAGAAUGCCCUGGCCCGCGAGGCAGUGGGGGAGAGCGACGCAGAGUUGGCCCAGUACCUCAAGGACGAACGCAUCGCCCUGUUCCUGCAGAAUGACGAGUUUAUGGACGAGCUGCGGACCAACAGGGAAUUUAUGACAGCCUUGCAGGAGGAUUAUGAAUCAGAAGCAGGGGAUGAUGAUGAAACUGAAGGAGCCAAAGGCAAAGGCCAGUUGGCUCAGCUAGAUGAUGCAACACUCAGAGAGAGAAUUGCUACUAUGGGUAAAGCAUCAAGAAAGAAGUUUGCACAGAUUGCCAAGGUAUUUUCCCGGCGCAAGCGGACCAGCAGCCGAACUUUACUUCCAAGUGUGGGGAGAGACCAGCUCUUGAUAUCAGCUGACCCAUUAAUAGAAGAUGAAGAUGAUGAAAGACAAACUCAGCAGGUGGAAGGAGGGGUGUCUGCAUCACCAAGACUACUGCGAUAGAAGCUUGCCUCUCCCACCAUGAUGCACUUAGGACACCAGUGUUGAACCUUCUCCCAAGACACACAGUAGGCACAUACACAUUAAUGCUGUCUUAUUUUCUAGGAAUACUGUAUCCUAAAUUCACGAAAACAUUAUCACAAAAACGGAAAAGAAGAAUUGUGUUGAAAGUUUGUAGCAGUUUGCUAGCUCUUUCACUCCUCCUUCAACUGAAGAGGUUCACAAAUCAAAAGAUGUACUGUAUUAGCUUUUCCUUUUCUUACUGUUAGAUAUUUUUUUUUUUUGUAGUAAUUGCUGAGACCAAUUCCUGUGUUGAAAAUCCCAAGAAAUUUAUACUGUACUUAAUAUCUCCAUAUGUACAAUAAUUCUAGUUAUUUUAAGAAUGUUAUUAUUUUAUUGUAAUAACAUAUUUUUAUAAUUUAUUAUGAACAUAGUAUGUAUAGCUUGUAGCAGGAGAUCUAUAUUUAUUUAUACAGAUUUGAGUGUCCUGGCAUAUAUUUUUAAGGAUUAUAUACAUUCUUUUUUAUAAAUACAUAUAUACAUGGUUGAUUUUUAUUUGUAUUCUAUUUUCAAAUCAUUCUUGUUAGUUAAAGUAUGUCCUCACAACUCUGUAUAUGUAUCUGUGACAUGGAAUGCUCAAGUAGCUAAAAAAUGAAUGAAUAAAUAAAAGUUUGAAAAAGUUGAGAGUAGACUGCUUAUGAAGCACUAUUGUCUGGUGCCAUAAAGCACCACAUUGCUGCAGUAGAAAACUGAAACAUUAAUGAUUAUUUCAACAAUUUUUUAUACAGUAUACAUGUAUGCUAGAUUUGAUAUUAUAUAUGGAUAUUGACUAUUGAACCUCAUUUGCAGGAUAUAGAAUGAUUAAAGUUGAUUUUUUUUUCAUGUGCAUAACCAUGUUCCUACAUUAUUGAUAUAUGCAUUUUGGCUUAUUUGUAUAAUAAAAAGUAUCACUUGAAAUAUCUAAUUGAUAUUAGAAAUGUUCUGCACUGAUAUUAACUUAUAUUCAUACACUCAACUUACAUCAACCAAUCAAGUUAAGACUCAUCUGAAUUCCUCACUACUAGAAUAUUCCAAUUUGCUAUUUGGAGUAUGAGCUCAUCCACUAGUAAGCCUACAGCAACACAUGAUUCCUGGUACCUAUAUUCUUGUUCUGUGGGUACAAUGUCGCAUAUGUCAAUGAUAUGAAAUCUCACAAUUUUCCACUUUGAAGUGCUGUGAAAAAAAAAAAAAUCAUUAUAUAUAUAUAUAUAUAUAUAUAUAUAUAUAUAUAUAUAUAUAUAUAUAUAUAUAUAUAUAUAUAUAUAUAUAUAUAUAUAUAUGCUAUUCCAAUGUCAGCAUAUUGCUAGGACAUCUUUGAAAUGUGCUUUGCAAAAAUAACACACCCACAGCAUCACUGACCAGCAGAGAUGUGGUAUGAGCUGAGAGCUGGUGCUGGUGUUGGUGCUGCUUGGACACUGUCACACCAUUGGGAAACUUUGAAUUCUUGCUCUGUUAUUUCUUUCAUUUAUAUAGUAUCAGAGAUAUUUAUUUUCUGCUUCUUAACUUGAUUCCUGGAAAUAUGUACAUAGUUUAUCAUGACUCAAACAAAUUUAUUAAAAAUAUCAUCACAUCUGACACACCACCAAGAGUUUUCAAGACACUCCUCAAUCAUCCUCAUCAUCCAUACCCAUCAUCCCUGUAGUGCUAAACAGGAUCUUUCGUCUCUGUCAGUACAUACUGUAAUUACACGUGUAGUAAGAUGUUCGCUAGCUUCUGCCACUUUCUUUGCAUUUUACUUAAAAUUCCUGAUCUUUGAAUGUUUCAACAAUAUUGUGAUAUUCAGAGAUAUUUUUUACUUUGUCCUUCUUGAGGUUAAGUGUUUGAUAUUAAUAUUCACCACUAAGAAGAUAUUUGUGUACAUAAAAAAGAAAUUGAAAUUUAUAUUUCAUAUUUUGUUUAUUGGAGAAUUUAGAGAAAAUUCAUAAUGCCAUGGGGUCUUAGAACUAGGUGGGUAUUAUGUUGUAAACAUUCUUACAAAGCUAUACAUUGAUUAGUUUUCCUGAAAUGAAGUCUCAAUUAACAUUGAUAUCUUCAGAAAAUAAAUUCAUUAUGAUAAGGUUGCAUCUUCAUACAUUUCAUCUGCAGUCGAACCUUUCUAAAAGUGAAAACCAGUCUUCACAUUUCAUAAUGAUAUAGUUUAUGGUGCACAUUCUACUACUGUAUAUAUUCCUUACCAGCCAUGCACAAUGGCAUUUCCAAGCAGUAGGCAGCCAAACAGAAUGAUUGCAAAAGCUUUCCAGAGUUUUAUUAUUUGUUUUUAUUGUUUCAUUGCCACAGAGUCAGUAUUGCACUGCACCUCCCAAUGUUUGUUUUACUAUGAUGCCAAUGAGAAUGUUGCCCAUGUUUGGAACAGCAGUCUCCAAUAUUGGCCAGUUGUAAGAUGAUUAUUACUGUAUCUUGUUAUUUUCAUUGAACUUUGUUGUCAUUGGAAGUACAUUAGAAUCAAUGAGCAAGUGGUGGUUACAUAGCAGUGUGGGGAUUGUGGUGACUGUGAUGGGGGUGGCAGAGAGGACUAAGGCAUCAAGGAAAGAGCAGGUUUCUUAGUUCCUGUUCUAUUCAGGAUUGCUAUAAGUCUUGUCAGCAUUUACAAUCCAUCUUAAUGUUUGAAUUUGAAGAAAAACUAAGAAAUGUUUAGGAUUGUAGCAGAUCACUUCUGCUGUGUAUUGUAAACAUUACUCAAGGUAUUCUUUUUUUUUUUUUUUUUUUUUGUGUGUGUGUGUGUGUGUGUGUGUGUGUGUGUGUGUGUGUGUUAAUUACUUUAUUCAUCAACUAGUAUUUAUGAAAUUUUUAUGUACCAGAAUUUGUUCUAUAUUAUAUAAUUAAAAGGGCUAGAAUUGUAUUCUACUCAAGGUGGUUUGAUAAAUUCCUUACAUAAUCACACCAGUUAAUUAUGGACACUAUCUGGAUACACCAUUCCAGACUGCCUUAUUUUGUGAUCCACUGGUAUUGUUAAGUUACAUUGAUAACAACACUUAUUUUAGUGCUUGUGUUCAGCAGAGUUCUGUCCUCAUAAUUAUUACAUGAGAGCGUGCAUGUUGUGUAUCCCCUCCACCAUGCACCAUGAAUGAGUCGUUGCAGAUUGAGAGUUACAAUAGUUUUAUCCUUUUGAGUACAAGAGUUAGCUUUAGGGUAACUGAACAAAUAGUCAACAUCAACUUAUCGAUAUGUAUACCUAAUAAUCUAUGGCAUCUUCAGAUAUUUAUUUCUAUAUAGGUAAUACUUGUAAGUGUCAUUUGCCUGGGAAAAAAUAAUGCUAUGUAUGCUUAUGCCAUGAAUGCAUGUAUGAAAUGUGACAUUAUUAUGAUGUCAUAAAAUCUUGUGUAUAAAUACUGAGUUAAGAAUAUGGAAACCAGUCUAUUGUACUUGUUGAUUGUUUAAAAAUUGAUAGAAAAGGUAAUAUCAAUCAGCAGCUAGUAAUUUUCAUUUGCCAUUCGAGUAUAUCCAACAGACAUUCUUGAAUAACUGGAUAAUGAUAUGGAAUUAGAAAGAUGGUUCAGGUAUGUCAUGAUAUAGAAUUGUUUUUGAAUAAAGAUGUAUUAUAUGCAACUGGGUGAUUGAAUC
This is a messenger RNA of Portunus trituberculatus (swimming crab), 4877 nucleotides long. RefSeq names its product CUE domain-containing protein 1-like. The transcript has 6 exons. Gene Ontology annotation, molecular function: ubiquitin binding. The record is from RefSeq and is a predicted model, not a curated record. Lineage: Eukaryota; Metazoa; Arthropoda; Malacostraca; Decapoda; Portunidae. The coding region runs from base 495 to 1280 and encodes 261 amino acids.